Lytechinus variegatus (green sea urchin) is the source of this 1107-nucleotide messenger RNA. RefSeq names its product methionine adenosyltransferase 2 subunit beta-like. The transcript has 6 exons. Bases 148 to 1050 code for a protein of 300 amino acids. Gene Ontology annotation, biological process: S-adenosylmethionine biosynthetic process. Gene Ontology annotation, cellular component: methionine adenosyltransferase complex. NCBI's taxonomy places the organism in Eukaryota, Metazoa, Echinodermata, Echinoidea, Temnopleuroida, Toxopneustidae. Gene Ontology annotation, molecular function: methionine adenosyltransferase regulator activity. The record is from RefSeq and is a predicted model, not a curated record.
CGGUACCGUACCGGUACUCAACUGGGGCUGUAAUAGAGAGAGGGCUAGGGGAGAGACGGGACCAUAACUUGGUUUUAUCCCAUGCGUAUUGCGUACAUCAGAUAACAGGAUUUUAGAAUAGACUGACCUCCACUUUCCUUACCAAUUAUGAAGGUAUUAGUAACAGGUGCAUCGGGUCUGAUGGGACGAGCGCUUAUGAGGGAGUUUGAGAGGACGCCCUCUUGUGAUGUUCUUGGUCUGGCAUUCUCUCGUGCAAAGGGCGCCCUCAAGAAGGUGGAUAUAACCGAUGAAGGAGAAGUCAGAAAGGUCAUGCAAGAAUUUCAGCCUGAUGCUGUGGUGCAUGCUGCUGUACAGAGAAGGCCUGAUGUAGUAGAGAAAGAUGAAGAAAAGGCUAAGAAAGUCAACUGCAGUGCUACAGAAACAGUUGCAAAGAUUAGUGCUGAGAUGGGUAGCUACUUGAUCUACAUCAGCACUGACUAUGUAUUUGAUGGCACCAAACCCCCUUACAAACCUUCAGAUGCUACCAACCCUCUCAACAAAUAUGGACAACAAAAACUAGAAGGAGAGAAGAUAUCACAAGCACACAACCCAGAUUGUGCAGUUUUACGAGUACCAAUCCUAUACGGCCAGAUUGAGACAGUAGAAGAGAGUGCUAUCACUAUUCUAUACAAUACGUUGAUGAAUCGAGAGAAGACUGACUCGAUUGAUGAUUGCUGUACCCGAUGUCCCACUCAUGUUGAUGAUAUUGCUGUGGUAUGCAGGCAGAUGUGUGAAAGAUGGAAGACUGAUCCUCAGACAUUGAAUGGUGUGUUCCAUUGGUGUGGAUCUGAGUUCAUGACUAAAUACACCAUGAUAACCACCCUAGCUAAUGCAUUCAACCUUCCUCAUGAUCACCUUAAACCAAACCCAAACCAACCAACGGGGGGAACAUUACGCCCCAAAGAUUGUUCCAUGGACCGGUCUAAACUGGAAGCUUUGGGUAUCGGACAGACCACGCCCUUUAAGGAAGGAAUACGAAAGGUGAUGGAACCUUUUGUAACUAGUCAAUGAUAAUGUUUGUUUCAUGACUGGUGAUAGCACAAAAUCUGUAAUGAGAUAUAUUAUUCA